Messenger RNA from Notothenia coriiceps (black rockcod), 1371 nucleotides. RefSeq names its product THUMP domain containing 1 (gene thumpd1). The record is from RefSeq and is a predicted model, not a curated record. Bases 1 to 948 code for a protein of 315 amino acids. The transcript has 5 exons. Gene Ontology annotation, biological process: tRNA modification. NCBI's taxonomy places the organism in Eukaryota, Metazoa, Chordata, Actinopteri, Perciformes, Nototheniidae. Gene Ontology annotation, molecular function: RNA binding.
AUGUCUCAGGGGAGGAGGUUGGUGUGUACUGGUUACUCCCGUGCUCUUCAGACACGUGUUCCUACUUCCGACUGUCCGUACAUCCGGGGUAGGCUCAAUAAAAUCGGCCCGUUGCAGGAGAACAACGGGAGCAGCAGUGACGGGGAGGCCGAGGAAGAAGAUGUGGACGUAGCGCUGAAGAAGGAGGUGGCACAGCUCAAAGCUUCUGGAGCCAAACGGGAGAGACGCUUCAUGGCUUUGGACAGCGGGGCUAACAACGUCAUCUUCAUAAAAACUCAAAAUAUAGAAGCUGACAAGUUGGUUCACCUCGUCCUGUCUGAUCUCCACACCACCAAAAAGCACAAGUCACGUGUGAUCCUGAGGAUGCUGCCAGUAACGGGGACAUGCAAAGCGUUCCAGGAGGACAUGGUGAGAUACCUGGCAACUUUCCUGGAGCCUUGGUUCAAAGCCCCGAACUGCGGCACGUACCAGAUCGCCUUCAAGGCCCGCAACAGCAGCCACAACAAGAGGGACGAGAUCAUCAAAACCAUUGCAGGCAUGGUGGGGAAGCUGAACCCAAAGAACAAAGUUGAUUUGACUAACCCAGAACUGACGAUCGUGGUGGAGGUCAUCAAAGCGGUGUGUUGCCUCAGUGUGGUAAAAGACUAUUCACUGUACAGGAAGUACAAUGUCCAGGAAGUAGUUAAAGAGGACACACCAAAGCCUGAUGCAGAAACGGAAACAAAUACACCUGGGGAGAAGGACAAAAAGGAUGAGAAGGAGACGAACAAGGAGGAGAAAAAGGAUGAGAAGGAGACGAACAAGGAGGAUGAAAAGGAGACGAACAAGGAGGAGAAAAAGGAUGAAAAGGAGACGAACAAGGAUGAAGAGGAGAAGAAGAAAGGUGAAGAAGACAAUGACAACAAUGUGCCACAUGACAAGAAGGAGGAUGAAGGUGACGGGGAGUAAAGGAGCUCAUAUUCAGAGAAGAGUUUUGUCAUUUCUAAAAAGAAACCAUCAUCUUACGUUGCAUAUUGUCGUGCUUUUGUUUUUUUUGUAAUGACUGAAACGACUCAACAAGAGAAGUACAGAAUCCUGACGUAAUUACAUUUUUAAAAUAUUUGUAAAAAGAUAUCUGAUACGUUAGUACCAGCUUUAUUGAGAUGUCAAUUUUUUAAUUGAACUGUACAUGUCACCAUUCUGCAGCGUUGCUGCCAUCAACUUACAGUUUUUAAUGCUGAAUUCAAUUUUUAAGUUAUGGUUUUUGACAUUUUACUCAAAGAAUAAAGGGUUUUGUUCAGGUUAACUGGUCUCACAUCUAGUAACUGAGUUUUUUGUUGCUGUUGUUUCCCAAAGCAGUCCCUGAAUUAAAGUUACAUGUGUGUUCUACUG